GAUGUACUGUGAGUACUCGUGCAUUGUACUUUCUUGGUUUGAACCAUUUUAACCUCCAGGCGCAGUGUGUGUUCUCGGUACAUUUUAAAAGUAUAACAUUUAUACUUAGUUCAGUUUACGUUUAAUCGUUUUUUGAACUGCCAGUUUGUUUUUUUUUGCGAAGAAGAGAAGCACAUUUUGUUGCGAUGUCUACCCAAUUAAUCAUAUCGACACCCCAAUGGUCAAAAUCACACUCAGACAUAGCGGAAUACGAAAAGGAUAUGCGAAAGCAACAGCAAACAAUAUUAAAGAAGGAACUUCAAAAAAUUUCUGAAAAAGAGCUAAGAGAGACAGAUAAUUCGAGAAAGGAGUGCUUAAGACAACUGAAAGCUUGGAUAGAGAAGAAUGAGGACAUACGAAACUGCAUUAUGGAUGACAGUUUUCUCCUUCGUUUCCUGCGUGUUAAAAAGUUCAGCAUCCCAAUGGCCCAGCAGACCCUCCUCAAGUAUCUCAACUACCGAAAACGAUUUCCGCAUAUUUUUUUCGAAUUAGAUUACAGCGUCUCCAAAGUGAACGAUUUAAUCAGUAACGGAUACAUUUUCGUAAGUCCCUUAAGGGACACCAAAGGAAGGAGGGUGAUAAUUUACGAUCUGAAUAAAUUUGAUGCUAAAAUAUACACGGGUACAGAUAUGGCCAGAGCCCAUGCGAUAACCUAUGAAACCCUUUUGGCUGACGAGGAAAAUCAAAUAUUAGGGGUUACCCAUGUGGCGGAUAUUGGCGGUGUAAAUGCUUCAUUUUUGACCUUAUUUUCUGUUACGGAUUUUGGAUAUUUAAUUAAAUGGGGAGAGCAAUCAUUUCCAAUGCGACACAAAGAGAUACACAUACUAAAUAUGCCGCAUGCCCUGAAGUACGUGUACGAUUUCGCCAAAUCGAACAUGAGCCAAAAGUUAAAAGAGAGGAUAAUGGUUCAUAAUUCAACUUUAAGCCUUUUUCAAAAAGUCGAUAAACGUUGUUUUCCCAAAGAAAUGGGCGGAGAAAUUCCAUCGAAAGAUAUGAUCUCUUCUUGGCAACAUGAGUUGGACGACAAACGAAAAAGAUUGUUGGCAAUCGACGAUAUUGAGUUGUUGAGUGACAGAGGAAUUAUUUGUUCAAGAAAUUCUAGUAAAUAUAAUGAUAAUGCAAAGUUGGUUGGAAGCUUUAGAAAACUUGAAGUAGAUUAAAUUACUUUAAGUUAGUGGAUUAAAGUACUUAAGAUUGUAUGGGUAGUUUGAUAAGAAAAUGUAUUAAAAUCUAAUAAUAUUUACAAAGUUUAGGUUUUAUAUAAUAAGCAGCUUAAGCAGAUAAACCAAAUCACUAAACUUUUCUCAACUAGGAAAUAUUUUUUCGUGUUCUUGAUUAGUACAAAGAGUUUCUUUAAGCAGAUUAUCCGUGCGACAAUGCGAUAUCUAUUUAAAAAAAUGAAUAUAGUAUAAGUAUUUUUUAGACCAAUAUUCUUGCCUUUCUAAGAUUUAUAUAAAACUAAGUAAUAUAACGUUAUAGGUUAAGUAUAGUUUUAAAAAGAGUUACCACAUUCAUCAUCACAUGGAUUAUUAGUUUUGAUAGUGCAAUAUUAGGCAUAGCUACUCAAGAAUCAAACAUACAUAUUUUGAACUUUAUUUUGAGUUAUUUUAACUGUUAUAUUUAAAUAUAUUUAUGUAAUCUAGUUAUAUGACAAAAAUUAAUAUAUUAUGUUAUGUCUUAUAUAAAUAGUUAUAUAAAUAAAAUAUUUUUAUAAAUAAA
Messenger RNA from Anthonomus grandis grandis, 1758 nucleotides. It is a transcript of the gene Cralbp, whose product is annotated as retinaldehyde-binding protein 1. The record is from RefSeq and is a predicted model, not a curated record. Gene Ontology annotation, cellular component: membrane. The coding region runs from base 186 to 1199 and encodes 337 amino acids. The transcript has 7 exons. NCBI's taxonomy places the organism in Eukaryota, Metazoa, Arthropoda, Insecta, Coleoptera, Curculionidae. Gene Ontology annotation, molecular function: phosphatidylinositol bisphosphate binding.